UAUCGAGGUUCGGGAACAUUUUCAAGAUGGCUGUCUGUUUUGAAGAGGAAGAAAACAACUUCAUCAAUUUUAUGAGCGUUUCUUGUAGCUAGAAUGGUUAUUUGGCAUCUGUUUUCGAUAGCUAUCUUUCUAUCCUGUAUAACAUACCGCAAUGCCGUGAGUGGUAGUGAAGAAGAUCCGAGUUGUGAGGAUUUAUUGGAUGGACAAUAUAAAUGUGAUGAGCCAGAGAUAGAUCCAAAAACACAGUCGGCAAAAGGAUGCUCCAAGAAUCAUUCUGUUGAAGUUGAGUGUAUGCUGUUGUCUGGUUUGACAUGUAACUAUAAUGGAGAAAGUGUGAUGAAGUUUAAAAAAAGAAUUUCAUGUAGAUACACGAAUGGUCAUUCUUAUCAAACAGCACUACUGUUGUCUAUAUUUCUUGGCAUGUUUGGUAUAGAUAGAUUCUACUUAGGAUACCCAGCUAUUGGUUUACUCAAGUUUUGUACAUUAGGUUUCUUCUUCUUAUUCCAAUUGAUAGAUAUUUUGCUUAUUGCAUCACAGGUUGUUGGUCCAUCAGAUGGAGCUAAUUAUGUUAUUGACUACUAUGGAGCAAGAUUAAUAAAAGUUAGCUAUAACAACGACACUUACCUCAAGCCGCAAAAUUAAUAUACUACAAAUGUUUGUGCAUUGAUAUGUUUGCGUCUUGAAGGGGGAAGUGUGUAUCAGGAAACUAAUAGUUUAGGAUCAAAGGAACCGAAGAUGUUAGCUGAAUGAAAUAGACCAAAUCUAUUUCGCUUUAUAGAUUUUGGAUUGCAAAAAUGUGAUCUUUUUUUCCUUAGUUCUCAUACUGAGAUCCUUCUCAAUUUCAAAAUGGAAAAUCAAGGGCCCCUUUGAUUUUCCAUUGAGAAAUUGAGAAGUUUCUUGGUAUGAGAGUAUGGGAAUGAAUCUAUCAAAUUCUUAUGUUAUCUUGUCAAAGAUCAUCAGUUAGGGAAGGAUGAAAACAUUUUGAUAUCAGGCUAUAUAGGAGACCCUUCAYAAUAAUGUCAACUGAUCCAAACAACUUGAUAUCUCUCCUUUGCUUCCUGCUGUGAUGUACAUGUAUAGCCACUGUCUUGUUCCUUUGUGAAAGUCUUAGGCUUUUCUUGAUAUCAUUUUAGUCUUCUUUUUUUCUUAUGACAAAACAAUUGCUGUAAAUAAUCAUGCUGGGUUGAUCUUUACAGGAAACCUAUGUCAAAUUGAAAUUUUUAUGUACGAUUGUGCAGAAUUAUUUGUAAAUAAAUACAUUUUAAUAUCAUACAAAA
Messenger RNA from Exaiptasia diaphana, 1277 nucleotides. RefSeq names its product TM2 domain-containing protein 1. The record is from RefSeq and is a predicted model, not a curated record. NCBI's taxonomy places the organism in Eukaryota, Metazoa, Cnidaria, Anthozoa, Actiniaria, Aiptasiidae. The transcript is spliced from 6 exons. Bases 94 to 642 code for a protein of 182 amino acids.